Messenger RNA from Knipowitschia caucasica, 870 nucleotides. The record is from the annotation of a GenBank genome assembly. NCBI's taxonomy places the organism in Eukaryota, Metazoa, Chordata, Actinopteri, Gobiiformes, Gobiidae.
AUGGUCGGUGUCAAAGUGAUCGGCAACGACCCGGACUUCCAGCCAGAGCUGGCGGCGGCCGGCUCGAGACUGGCCGUGGUGAAGUUCACAAUGGCCGGAUGCCAUCCCUGUGUCAGGAUCGCUCCAGCCUUUACCAUGCUGAGUAACAAAUAUCCACAGGUAGUGUUCCUUGAGGUGGAUGUCCACGUCUGUCAGGGAACUGCAGCAGCCAAUAACAUAUCGGCCACACCCUCUUUCCUCUUCUUCCGGAACCGGGUGCGAGUGGACCAGUACCAGGGCGCAGAUGCUAACGGCCUGGAAGAAAAGAUUAAACAGCACACAGAGAAUGACCCAGGCAAUAGUGACGACUCGGACAUUCCCAAAGGAUAUAUGGACCUCAUGCCUUUUGUGAACAAAGCGGGCUGCGAGUGUCUGAACGAGAGCGACGACAGCGGCUUCGACAACUGUCUGACAAAAGACGCCUCUUUCCUGGAGUCGGACUGUGACGAGCAGCUGCUGAUCACGAUGGCGUUCAAUCAACCGGUGAAGCUCUUCUCCAUGAAGCUACAGUCCUCAGAGUUUGGCCAGGCUCCGAAGCAGGUGAAACUCUUCAUCAACCUACCGCGCUCCAUGGACUUUGACGACGCGGAGCACAGUGAAGCAACUCAGAGUCUGGAGCUGAGUGAGGAUGACUUCAAGGAGGAUGGACUCAUACCACUACGCUAUGUCAAGUUCCAGAAUGUACAGAGCGUCACGAUGUUUGUAAAGUCAAAUCAGGGAGACGAGGAGACGACCAAAAUCAAUUAUCUGACAUUUAUUGGAACUCCAGUGCAGGCAACCAACAUGAACGACUUCAAACGGGUUGUGGGGAAGAAGGGAGAGAGCCAUUGA